UUCAGUCAGUCAUCACGCAUCACGUGCCCUUGUGAAGGAGCUAUUUAACCCGGUCGGUCAGCUUUUUUUGUUGAGUUUUGUAUCGGAAAUCCUCAAGUUUAAACGGAUCACAUACCUAGUACCUACCUACAGUAUCGCAUAUCAACGAAAAUUAAAGCUGGUGGUGAAAUAAAACACCUAUUAAAAUACUAUUUACUCUUCACUUUUUGUGAAAGUUAACCAACUUUUUAAGAGAACAUAAAUAAAAUAAUUUAUAACCAUGUCGGAUGUUCUCAGGCCUCAAGUGAAAUGGAUAGAAGGCAGAUGUUACAGGGUAAAUGAUCCUGCCGUUGAAUCAUCUACUUUUCAUGAACAUGACUUGUAUGAAAAUGAUAUGGCUUAUAAUGACAUGAUUGAUGAAGGAGAUGAAGAUGAUUUUGAAGUAAUCCAAGUGGACAAUUCACGAUAUACCACUAAGUUUCAUGUAUCAAAACAUUACCUUGGAUCAAUUAUUGGUAAAAAAGGUGCAACUAGGAUGAGAAUCGAGAGAGACACCAAGACAGAUAUCAAGAUACCGAGACAAGGACACGAUGGUGAUGUAGUUAUACUUGGACCCACUGCACAGAGUGUCCAGGCAGCAAGAAGAAGAAUAAACAUGAUAGUGGUGUCAUCGAGGAUGAAACAAAGAUAUACACAUUUUAUAUCAAUUCCCAUGAACCAUACAGAUGUACAGAAGAGGUUUGAAGAAUUUAAGGAGAGAGUUUUACGAGAAUGCCCUAGUAGGGGUCUUGAUAGUUCUGUGUUUAUCGCGCCUACUAAGUUGCAUCUUACAAUUGGCGUCAUGUGCUUGAUGGACAACGAGGAAAGGUUAUUUGUAUCCAAGCUGCUUACUGAAGCCAAAGAAAAAGUCAUCAUGCCCAUAUUGCAAGGCCAUUUGCCAUUAAAGAUCAGAUUACAAGGAUUGUCAUAUAUGAACGAUGAUCCUUCACAGAUAGAUGUUCUGUAUGGACUUGUGCAGGAAGAGGGAGGCCCACAGGGUUUGGUACAACAAGUAGCAGAUAGCUUAGUACAAUAUUUCUAUAAAGCAGGAUUCAUGACGGACACUGAAUAUGGAAGAGAAAACGUGAAAUUGCAUGUUACGUUAAUCAAUUCCAAGUACAGGACGCGUUCAGAAAGUGCAAGUUUGGAAAGUUCGGAAUCGACAUCAAAAAAUACGAGACAACAGAGGGAAUCUUUUGACGGUAGAGAUGUGCUUCAAAAAUUUGCUGACUACGACUUCGGAACAGUCGAGUUGACGGCCAUUCACCUCUCUCAGCGACACACAAUGGGCCCUGAUGGAUAUUAUCAACCGACUUGUGUUGUCCCAUGUCAUUAGACACGGAUACGUUUCAUUUUUGUUUUUAUCAUAGUUUAUAUUUAUAGAUUAAUAAAUUAAUAGUUUUUUACAUUUCAAA
Messenger RNA from Spodoptera frugiperda (fall armyworm), 1433 nucleotides. Its product is annotated as activating signal cointegrator 1 complex subunit 1. The transcript is spliced from 8 exons. Lineage: Eukaryota; Metazoa; Arthropoda; Insecta; Lepidoptera; Noctuidae. Gene Ontology annotation, cellular component: nucleus. Gene Ontology annotation, biological process: DNA alkylation repair; regulation of DNA-templated transcription. The coding region runs from base 260 to 1354 and encodes 364 amino acids. Gene Ontology annotation, molecular function: RNA binding. The record is from RefSeq and is a predicted model, not a curated record.